AUGAAGCAAGGAAAAACCAAAGAAAGAGAAGAGCAAAAGAUUCUUCGAAAUCCACAACAAGGGGAAGCUAGUGCAUUCUACUGGGCAUGUCGUAAUGGUAACAUUGAGCUUGUCAAAGAACUUGUUACAAGUAUUUCCUACGAAAAUCUAAACCGUCUUGAACCCAACGGAAGUACGGCUCUUCACGCAGCAACAUUUUACGGUCAAGCUGACAUUGUUCACCUUCUACUACACGAAAGAGGAUGUCGUCGAGAUCUUCUUAACUUACAUGGACUAACUGCCUAUGAAGAAGCCACUUCGGACAAAAUUAGACAACUUUUUCAUCGUCCGAACAACGUGAAUCGAUUUUGUGAUGAAAGUGACGAAGCAAUAAAUAUGUUUGAAGUUUCCAGGAACGAGGACGCAGAUUCUGAUAAAGACAUUGUCUGUGACAACUGGGUCUAUUCUUCUGCAGAUGCGAAAAAGAUUGCAGGUACUAAGGAAUGGAAUAGUGCAUUCAAGACUUUGUACCAAUCGAAGGUCGGCCGAAAAUUCGACGAAAAAUUCGGCUAUAUUGUUGCAGGAGAAGAUGAUAUAAUCAACCAUCUCACCGGCACAGUGAGAGAGCAUUUGCUGCUCAAACCGCAUCGGCAGUUCGAAAAAUGCAUGAAUCUCCUUGCAUUAGCUGCCGAAGAGCACAAACCAGAACCUCUGUUGCGGCUCUAUACACUUGAGACCCCGUUUUACCGAGCAUUAAACAAAGGUGAUGCUCGACAUCUCCAAAAUGCACUUUACAGGUCAUUAGACAAACUGAAACCCCGUUAUUUCCAAGGCACUUCGUAUCGUGGGGUUAAAAUGACAAAAAAUGAUUUGCGUGUUUAUCGAUGGGCUUCUAAAAAACACGGAACAAUUUGGACACGGACAUUUUCCUCAACUUCUUUGGAACGCUCUGUGGCUGAGCAAUUUGCUGGUACCACUAGCUCAGCAGACAAAAGACAAAGUGUAUUGAUGAUAUUCAGGUUUCCUGAGAAAUGUGAUACUGCAAUUAAUUUAGGCAAACUCUCACCGGAUCUUCCAUGUAUUUCUGAAUAUGAAAACGAGGCUGAAGUACUCCUACUUCCAUUCACCUAUUUCACACUGUCAGAAGUUAAAACCGAAUCACAACCAAUGAUAAUUUACCUUGAAAAUGCGCCGGUGAAAAACUCAUGGUUAGCUGUUCUGAAAAACUGGGGACCUGGAGCACACUCUUAG
Didymodactylos carnosus is the source of this 1230-nucleotide messenger RNA. The record is from the annotation of a GenBank genome assembly. NCBI's taxonomy places the organism in Eukaryota, Metazoa, Rotifera, Eurotatoria, Philodinida, Philodinidae.